Messenger RNA from Suricata suricatta (meerkat), 1732 nucleotides. It is a transcript of the gene VMA12, whose product is annotated as transmembrane protein 199. The transcript has 6 exons. Lineage: Eukaryota; Metazoa; Chordata; Mammalia; Carnivora; Herpestidae. The coding region runs from base 25 to 642 and encodes 205 amino acids. Gene Ontology annotation, biological process: vacuolar proton-transporting V-type ATPase complex assembly. The record is from RefSeq and is a predicted model, not a curated record. Gene Ontology annotation, cellular component: endomembrane system.
UCACCUGACCGCAAGUCGCUGGACAUGGCGUCUCGCUUGGUGGCAGGCCAGCGGCUGGUGCGCGCUUUGGGCCCCGGCGGGGAGCUGGAGCCAGAGCAGCUGCCCCGGAAGCUGAGGGCAGAACUUGAGGCCGCGCUGGGAAAGAAACACAAGAGCGGAGAUGUUCCCAGUGGCUCCGCGCGCCUGGUUUCUUUCCGCCUGAUCCGCGAUCUGCAUCAGUACCUGAGAGAGAGGGGUUCCACACUAUACCUUCAUGAGCUCCUAGAAGGCAGUGAAAUCUAUCUCCCAGAGGUUGUGAAACCCCCCCGGAACCCAGAGCUAGUUGCCCGUUUGGAGAAGAUUAAGAUACAGCUGGCCAACGAGGAAUAUAAGCGAAUCACCCACAAUGUCACCUGUCAGGAUUCAAGGCACGGAGGGACCCUUAGUGAACUGGGCAAGCAAGUGCGAUCAGUGAAAGCUCUGGUCGUCACCAUCUUCAACUUUAUCGUCACGGUAGCAGCUGCCUUCAUCUGCACUUACCUUGGAAGCCAGUAUAUCUUCACAGAAAUGGCCUCCUACCUUCUCCUGAACCCAGUGCCCACCUGCCUUCUCCAGUCCAUCUGGGCACUGCUGAGGCCAGCGUUCUCCAUCAGGAGUACAUAGAAUCCAGGACUUCCAAGAAGCAGACAGUACUGCCUUGAAAUUGCUCAAAUGCACAAAAUGAUGGUGACCCUCCUCAGUCCGUAUAUCCUUGAUGCAGACCUAUAAUUGAGAUCAGUAAGCUCCAAAAAAACCAAAGGAUUCCCAUUCUCCAGUUUGUGCCAGAAGAGGAACCCAUCACAGGACGUCAAAUAAGAGAAAGACGGGUUGGUAUGGAACAGUGAAAUUGGGAGCUACCUUUCUGGAAUCUUCAUUUCUGUCUUCAUCUUCUUCCUUCUGCCGGCCUUUUUCACAUUUUCUGAAUGCUUCUGCCCGUCUCUGCCACUCGUCAGCCUUCCUUAAACUUCCCACCUUCACAUCACCCUUUGCUCUGCCUCCAAAAAUGAAACCAAUUCAGAUGGCAAAAAACAGUAUGUGUGCUUUUAGUUGAAAAUCUCUGGUCUUUGUGUGUGUUGGUGGGAAGAGUAUGCCGAUGGUGGAUUGUCUUCGCUAAUAAAGGGGGGUGUUCUUUGUAAAUACGGACUGUUGUCAGGUUAGCUAUAUAUGUGAAUAUGAAGAGACGUACACGUGAAUACAGACACAUGAGUCUGUGUGCAUAUUGUUAUGUGUAAGCCUAAUGGAGGAUUUUUUAUGUAGGUUCUUAUAAUAUUUGCUGGGGUGCGAAAAAUAGUUUGUAAAUGUGCACAGUUGAGUAAUUGCUUUCCGUGGUUGCCUUUGGCCUUCACACCAUCCUGGAGGUUGGAAGAAGAAAUGGUUUUAGGCCCCUUUUCCUGAAGACAAAACUGAGGCUGAGAGAGAUCAGUUGACCGGCUGUGGUUCUUCUUCUAUAAAGGGAGCCAAAGACUUCUAGGUUGUUCUGAAGUCCCUGUGUAACAUUAAACUUCCAAGUACUUAGAUUAAUGGUAGAGUGGUAAAAUCUGUAUGCGCGUCCUUAAAAACUAUUAGCAAUAGUUAUUUACCCAAUAAAUAUUUAUUGUACCCACUGUAUUUUUAUUUCAAGUUUUGUGAUAACACAGAAGCCCAAAGAUUCCUUAGUUCUGAUCAUUGUUCAGGGUCUGUUUGUAAUAAUAUACUCCUUUCCAUUUGUUCAUGC